Messenger RNA from Schistocerca nitens (vagrant locust), 369 nucleotides. RefSeq lists its product as uncharacterized. The transcript has a single exon. The record is from RefSeq and is a predicted model, not a curated record. Bases 1 to 369 code for a protein of 122 amino acids. NCBI's taxonomy places the organism in Eukaryota, Metazoa, Arthropoda, Insecta, Orthoptera, Acrididae.
AUGGGGAAAAAGAUUGCCAAGAAUAACUUUAAUUUCCCUGCAUCUAAAUGCCUUCCAAACAGUGAUAUUUUUAUGGAGCACUUCAUACCAGGUGAUGAAGCAUUUGCACUUAGUAAUUACCUGAUGAAGCCAUACUCUCGAAGAGUUGCACGACUAGAUCGGGAUAAAGAAAUUUUUAGCUAUCGUUUGUGUCGUGCUCUUCGAGUAGCAGAAUACGUCUUUGGGUUGUUGUCUCAAAUAUUUAGAGUGUUUUAUACAACAGCUGCAGUUUUACCAGAAUCAGUUGAUGACCUGAUUAUAACAGCUUGUUGCCUACAUAAUAUUCCGCGGGAUGCUUGUCUUGAAGGUCAACCAACUCCCUUCUACUGA